GUGAAGUGUUGUACUCAAGAAAUAUGAAGAUCACAGGGACUAACAUUUCAAUGAUAUAUGAUAAGCUUAGAAGUUUGUUCAAAAGAACUGAAAGUCUAACUUUAGAGAAUAUUGUUAAUUUAGAGAGUUUUAGUAAUGACCUAAUUGAAGAAGUGUUCAAUGAAUUGAAGUAUCUUCAGAUCAAAGAUUGUGAUAAGAUAAGGUAUCUCUUCAGUACAUUGGAAUGGACACCAAACUCAACUUUCCACAAUUUAGAGGAAUUGCAUAUUAGUGGUAAUUCCAACCUUGUUAAACUAUCUCAUGAACAACCUCUUGCUUAGUCUUUCUGUAAACUAAGAGUUUUAAACGUGAAUAGGUGUAGAUCAUUGAUGUAUAUAUUUGAUUGUGAAAAGAUUAAGAUUGCAAAAGGCGAAACCAAGUUACUUUCAUCAUUAGAGUAUCUGUAUUUGGAAUCUUUGGUAGAGAUGUUGCAUAUAUGGAGGGGUGACCAUCAAUCUAUAAGCCUCCACAACUUGAAGAGUGUAGAACUGAUCUUUUGCUCCAAUCUAAUAAAACUAUUUUCACCAACUUUACUCCAAAGCCUUAUUUGUUUGGAAAAUAUAGAUAUAAGUUACUGCUAUAAUUUAAAGGAGAUCUUUAAGAAGAAAGAAGCGGAGGAUGUAGAGUUAGAUCACACUAUAACCUCUCCAUGCUUGGGAAACCUGACUUCUAUAUAUAUAGAUGGUUGUAAUAAUUUAGAAAUCCUCUUCACUCCCUCAAUUGCUAAACUCUUGGUGAAGCUGAAAAGCCUAAAUCUAUCGUUCUGCUCAAGAAUACAAGAAAUAAUCACAAAUGAGAAAGGAGAAAAAGAAAAGUCAUCAGAGAGCAUUGUGUUUCCUAGUUUGGAGGAAUUGGAUUUGUUUGAUCUACACAGCCUCACUUGUUUUAGUGCUGGGUUAUAUACUAUUGAUUUUCCAAAAUUGACAUUGUUAUCGAUAUUUAAUUGUGGAAAAAUGAAGACCUUCGGUUCUGGAGAGCAAGUGACACCCAAGCUUAAAGAAGUGCGUCUUGAUGGUACUGGAUGUUGGAAUGGCAACGUGAAUACCACAUUGGAAGAGUACUUGAAUGAACAGGCACAAAAGGCUGUUGCUGAUUAAAGUAGAUAGUGAAAAUGGU
This is a messenger RNA of Mangifera indica (mango), 1155 nucleotides long. RefSeq names its product probable disease resistance protein At1g12290. NCBI's taxonomy places the organism in Eukaryota, Viridiplantae, Streptophyta, Magnoliopsida, Sapindales, Anacardiaceae. The transcript has 2 exons. The record is from RefSeq and is a predicted model, not a curated record. The coding region runs from base 369 to 1136 and encodes 255 amino acids.